Molecule: messenger RNA, 165 nt
Organism: Perkinsus marinus ATCC 50983
Lineage: Eukaryota; Perkinsozoa; Perkinsida; Perkinsidae
Exons: 2
Coding region: 1-165 (54 amino acids)
Source: RefSeq, a predicted model, not a curated record
AUGCCCCCACCUCUGGCCUUCAUCCCCGAGCAACCGGAUUUCCUCGCCACUAGAGGAUCGUUAGCCCUAGCCCUUCGUACCCCGUCGGGCGAGAGGGCUGUGACUCCCGAUACUACCCGCAGAGAGGAGGCCCUAGUCGCCACCGGCGAAGCCAACUCCAUCUAG